AUGUGUCGUGUUACUGCAGUAAACAAGGAUCACGACCAAGCAUGCCGACCCCCUAUGUGUCGUGUUACUGCAGUAAACAAGGAUCAUGAUCAAGCAUGCCGACCCCCUAUGUGUCGUGUUACUGCAGUAAACAGGGAUCACGACCAAGCAUGCCGACCCUCUAUGUGUCGUGUUACUGCAGUAAACAGGGAUCACGAUCAAGCAUGCGAACCCCCUAUGUGUCGUGUUACUGCAGUAAACAAGGAUCACGAUCAAGCAUGCGAACCCCCUAUGUGUCGUGUUACUGCUGUAAACAGGGAUCACGAUCAAGCAUGCGAACCCCCUAUGUGUCGUGUUACUGCUGUAAACAGGGAUCACGACCAAGCAUGCCGACCCUCUAUGUGUCGUGUUACUGCUGUAAACAGGGAUCACGACCAAGCAUGCCGACCCUCUAUGUGUCGUGUUACUGCUGUAAACAGGGAUCACGAUCAAGCAUGCGAACCCCCUAUGUGUCGUGUUACUGCUGUAAACAGGGAUCACGAUCAAGCAUGCGAACCCUCUAUGUGUCGUGUUACUGCUGUAAACAGGGAUCACGAUCAAGCAUGCCGACCCCCUAUGUGUCGUGUUACUGCAGUAAACAGGGAUCAUGACCAAGCAUGCCGACCCUCUAUGUGUCGUGUUACUGCUGUAAACAGGGAUCACGAUCAAGCAUGCCGACCCUCUAUGUGUCGUGUUACUGCAGUAAACAGGGAUCACGAUCAAGCAUGCGAACCCCCUAUGUGUCGUGUUACUGCUGUAAACAGGAAUCACGAUCAAGCAUGCCGACCCCCUAUGUGUCGUGUUACUGCUGUAAACAGGAAUCACGACCAAGCAUGCGAACCCCCUAUGUGUCGUGUUACUGCAGUAAACAAGGAUCACGAUCAAGCAUGCCGACCCCCUAUGUGUCGUGUUACUGCUGUAAACAGGGAUCACGACCAAGCAUGCCGACCCUCUAUGUGUCGUGUUACUGCAGUAAACAAGGAUCACGAUCAAGCAUGCCGACCCUCUAUGUGUUGUUCCAGAUAA
Protopterus annectens (West African lungfish) is the source of this 1044-nucleotide messenger RNA. RefSeq names its product keratin-associated protein 10-7-like. The transcript has a single exon. Lineage: Eukaryota; Metazoa; Chordata; Ceratodontiformes; Protopteridae. The record is from RefSeq and is a predicted model, not a curated record. Bases 1 to 1044 code for a protein of 347 amino acids.